Agrilus planipennis (emerald ash borer) is the source of this 2233-nucleotide messenger RNA. RefSeq names its product Bardet-Biedl syndrome 1 protein (gene BBS1). NCBI's taxonomy places the organism in Eukaryota, Metazoa, Arthropoda, Insecta, Coleoptera, Buprestidae. Gene Ontology annotation, biological process: protein localization to cilium; non-motile cilium assembly. The record is from RefSeq and is a predicted model, not a curated record. The transcript has 9 exons. Gene Ontology annotation, cellular component: axoneme; centrosome; BBSome. The coding region runs from base 442 to 2175 and encodes 577 amino acids. Gene Ontology annotation, molecular function: smoothened binding; patched binding.
CCUCAGGAUAGGAAAGAAUGGAGGUGCGUAUCCAACCAGUUUUAGGACUGACGACCUUAUGAUGAUGAUUGUCUUUGAUAAUAGACGUAUCUAAGCGAAUUUUUAAGUACGAUUUAAGUAGGAAAUUUUCUCUAAUCGCUUUUGGUUAUCCUUACUUCGUUUAUUGAUUAACAAAGCAGAACUUGAAUAAAACGAUGAGCCUGUAUUUGUUUGUAUAAUCGUUGUUAUAGAAAUGGUGUGUCUAUGAAUGUAUACGAAACAGUGCCUACAGAAGGUUUUUAAUUUUAAUAACAUAAUAAUAGUGGUAAUCGUUACAAACACAAUUCUCUUAAAUAAAUUUUCACGUUAACGUUUUACCAAUGAUAGGAAACACGAGUUCAAAUAACUUUAAAGCAAAUAUUUAAAAUAAAGAGAUAAAAAGUGAAGGUUCUUUAAAUUUUAAUGGAAUUCCAUACCUCAAAAUGGCUGGAAGCACAUUUGGAACGAAACGCAGGUUUAAAAACAUUACCGAGAAACUUAAUUUUGGGGGACAUUUUUGGGGAUGGAGACUACCGCUUAAUAUUGGUAGAUGUAGACUUUGGGCAAGAUCUAAAAGCAAAUUUGAAAGUGUACAGAGGGACAGGUCUUGUAGCGAAUCAGCCCUUACCGGUUCUACCAUCGUCUCUUAUCAGCUUUUAUAAUGACUUAACUGAACCUUAUUUACCAGUGGUCGGUGUGUCAUGCGAUACUGACUUCUUAAUUUACAAAAACAACAAGCCUUUUUAUAAAUUUUCCGUACCUUCGUUUCCACUCACAACGACAGAGUCGAAUGUCUGGCAACGGUUACCACAUGUUACAGACGAAUCAGAUUACAAGAUACUAUUAGAAAAACUGCAGUCAGUUUCCUUUUCGACCCUAUCUUCAAGAUCUCAAAAGUUAUUGUCGGUCCCUUUGAAUAAUAUCAAGGAAGAAAUUGAUAAAUAUUCUGGCGAAGAACCAUCAAUUCAUCCCUCUAUUACUUGUUCCACAACACUAAGGAAAAAUUCUGAAGAUGAUAUUGCGGUAUCUUGUGCCGUUAUUGGAACUGAAAAUGGCUAUAUUUUCAUACUAGAUCCUUUAACUUUCACUGUUUUGCAUAAGGCCGUUUCCGCAAAUAUCAAAUCAAGUCCUUUUAUAUUGCAAACUUCUGGCUUGUAUGACGUGGAAUUUAGAAUCCUUGUAAUAUGUCGAGAAAACCACGUGUGUGUUAUUAGAAAUGGAUGGACCGAAGGAAAAAUCUUAUUUCGUACAGCAAAUGCUAUUAUUGAUGCUGUACACUUGUCGGUUGACAAAUCGCUGGUUGUUGCUACAGCAGGGAAGAAUUUGUCCUGUUAUUCAAAAAAGGGAAAUAAAAUGUGGACAGUAAAAACAAUACAUGAGAUAACGUGUUUAUGUUUAUUGUCAUUGAAAUCGUCAAAUACUUAUUUGGUGGGGGUGGGUAUGAGAAAUGGUGCGAUUCAUUUAUUUCAAGGUAGACAUAUCGUUGAUUGCAUUUCAGCUCCCGAUACCCCUUCAGCACUUUUGUUUGGUCAAAUGGGUCAAGAAGAACACGUCUUGAUUAUAAUUACUAUAGCUGGUGCUCUUAAUUUCAAAAUUUUGAAACGUACGGCGAAUUUUAAUCUUGAAAGUCAAGAAACGUCUGGACCCGUUGUCGAAAAUCGGCCCUUACCUCUACCAAAAAGGAGUAAACUGUUUGUGGAACAAGUUAUGAGAGAGAAGCAAAACGCUUGUGAUAUUCAUCAACGAUUUCAACAAGACCUCAUAAAAAUGCGUCUCACAGCAGCACGGGCAAUGGUACAUUUAAAACCAGAUGAAAAUGCAGCAGGGAACGAAAAAGAAUUAGUUAAAUUAUCAGCUCGUGUAACUGGUUUGGGUCCCACAUUUACACUUAUUUUAAAUGUUGAGAAUAUGAGUAAUGAGAAGCCAUUAUUGGGAUUAUCAGCAAUACUCCAUUGCAAAACUUCACUGUACAAACUUUCAUCUUAUGUUAUUAAGAAAAUGGAAACAAAAGUAUUAGAAAUAAAUGAACCAAUAAAAGGUGAUAACAGUGACAAAAACAACUUAAUAAGAGUGUUUGUUAUAAAAAAAGACGGUAAUCAACCAGUCAUAACAGCAUCUAUAAACAUGCCUGAUACUGAUUUUCUUGAUAUACUAUAAGAAUUAUGAUUAAUAAAAUAUGUAUCCAAUUAUCUAAAUAAUACAUCCGUUUACCUAA